AUGCUGCAGCGGGCGGCUAGCAAUGCGUAUUCAUGGUGGUGGGCAAGCCACAUCCGCACCAAACAGACAAAAUGGCUCGACAACCACCUCCAAGAUAUGGAGCACAGGGUUAAGUGCAUGCUCUUGCUCCUUGGAGAGGAAGCUGAUUCCUUUUCAAAGAGGGCAGAGAUGUACUACAAGAGGCGACCGGAGGUGAUCACUCAGGUGGAAGAAGUGUAUCGGGCAUACAAAGCUCUGGUCGACCGUUAUGACAUCAUGUCAGGGGAGCUUCACAAAGCAAACCACACCAUUGCCACUGCCUUCCCUGACCAGGUUCAGUAUGCAAUGCUGGAAGAGGAGGAGGAUAACAUCCCAAAAGCGUUUACCCCAGUCGAUCCGUGCAAAAUCCACAAGUCGAUCGUUGAUGGAUUGAUGAUGAAGAAGAAAGGAGAACAUCCUGGACCGAUGGGUGGAGGAGCAAAGAAUAAAACCUCAGCUCCCAUCAAUAAAGAGAAUGCACGGGAGGAGAUCAGCAGGCUACAGAAAGCUAUACUUGUCGUGCAGACCGAGAAAGAAUUUAUCAAAAGCUCCUACGAGAGCGCCAUUGCGAAGUUCUGGGAUCUUGAGAAGCAAAUCAAUGACAUGCAGGAACAGGUUUGCCACUUCCAAGAUAAGUUUGACGAAAGCGCGGUGAUUGAGGAUGAUGAAGCCAGAGCCUUGAUGACCGCAACUGCCCUUAAGACUUGCCAAGACACUAUUGUCAAACUCCAAGAACAGCACAAGUCAUUCGCCAACCAAGCAACGGGAGAGUCAGAAAGAGUCAACGUUUUCAGAGAGAGGCUCAAGGCUAUAAUGAAUCAGCAUGGCAAAUCUCUACAGGAUCCUCUGGAUUUUUCUGACAAAAGCACGCGAAAGAACAAUGUUGCCGAGAUGGAGGAAGUGUACCAUGUCAAACAAGGUGAAAUAGAGAUGCAGGCAGUAAUUGACAAGAUCAAGGAACACUUUGAGAGGGACUGCAACAUCUCCAUGGCAGAAAUUACAGAGCGAAUUGAUGACUUGGAGCUUAUGGUUUCAUCACAGACCUCGCAGAUAGAUAGACUCUGUCGGGAAAACAAUGAGCUGGAGAAUUCUCUGCAAAGCCUGGAGGAAGAGAAUACAGUGCUGGCCAGUGGCUCGAGUGAAUUAAAUAAUAAGGUCAAACAGGUAGAAGAGGAGCUGAUCAGAGUUCAGGCUCUUGAAAGCUCCUUCCGCAGAGACGAAAGCACAAUCCGUUCAAAUUUCAUAGAAGCAAUAAGCGGAUUCAGUGAUAUAUCAGAAUUAUUGCAAUCACCGUUUUGUGAGCACCAUACUGGUUCUGCUGCACACGCCUCCCAUGAAACACAACCAGUUGAGUCAACAGAGCCAUCAUCAGAUGAAAACUGUGACAUGAUGGAGGAGGGUCUUCAAAUUGCUGAACCCCAUGCUAACAACGCCGAGUCGACGUCUGGUGACGUUGAGCCGGAUGAUCAUUGUGAUAACGGGGAUGCAGCAGGGAUCAAUGAAUCCGUCGAUAGCACUAAAGGCAGCAUCCACCAAUCAGACAUUGGGCAGGACAAAAGUUCACGUGAGAGGGGUUCAUUAGAACCGCUUCGUCACAUUUCUUCUGAUAACCUUGGAGGUUACGAUGAACAAGAAGGGAUCAGCAAGGAAGGUUCGUCAUGUUCAGCUGAUGAUGGUGCUGCUGUUGUUGAGCAAGGGGGUUUCAAUUUUAACCUUGAGGACCUGAGACUGCCUGCUGUUGCCGAGGCAGAAAACACGUCGCCUCUUGAAGAGAAGUUCAGAAGAGACAUUGACACGCUUUUGGAUGAGAACCUGGAGUUCUGGAUGAAAUUCAGCUCGUCCUUGCAGCGGGUACACGAGUUCCAGAACAAACACGAGGACCUGCAGUCCGCUAUGAGGAAGCUGCUGGUAAACGACGAGGAGGGCAAGCCAGACGGGGCGGAGAAGCAUCAUGACCCCUCUUCUGAGAAGGCAGCAGAGAAGCAGCUGAGGGCGCUCAAGACGGAGCUGCAGGUGUGGUCGGAACAGAACGCGCUGCUGCGGGGGGAGCUGCAGUGCAGGUUCACGUCGCUGUGCGACAUACAGGAGGAGAUCACGGCGGCGCUGGACAUGGACUCGGACGCACAGGUGGAGGGAGCUCAGUUCACGUCGUACCAGGCCGCCAAGUUCCAGGGGGAGGUUCUCAACAUGCAGCAGGAGAACAACAGAGUGUCGGACGAGCUGCAGGCGGGGCUGGAUCACGUCAAGGGGCUCCAUGCGGAGGUCGAGCAGGCGCUGGCGAAGGUGCACCGGAGCGUCAGCCUGUCGCCGCAACCGCAACCGCUCGAGGAGUCCUCCUCCUCCUCCUCCUCGGGCCAUGGCAACCUGGGGCGCGUGCCGUCCAAGUCCAAGGUGCCCCUCCAGUCCUUCCUCUUUCCGGCCAAGAACAAGAAGACGUCUCUGUUGGCCCGUGUCACUCCGGUGCUUCAGAAACAGCAAGCAGAGAUGAAGUUUCUUGCCAAGCUGCCAAGGUAG
This is a messenger RNA of Phragmites australis (common reed), 2532 nucleotides long. RefSeq names its product protein NETWORKED 2D-like. The record is from RefSeq and is a predicted model, not a curated record. NCBI's taxonomy places the organism in Eukaryota, Viridiplantae, Streptophyta, Magnoliopsida, Poales, Poaceae. Gene Ontology annotation, molecular function: actin binding.